Molecule: messenger RNA, 2216 nt
Organism: Frankliniella occidentalis (western flower thrips)
Lineage: Eukaryota; Metazoa; Arthropoda; Insecta; Thysanoptera; Thripidae
Product: polyadenylate-binding protein-interacting protein 1
Exons: 10
Coding region: 161-1384 (407 amino acids)
Biological process (GO): regulation of translational initiation
Molecular function (GO): translation activator activity; protein binding; RNA binding
Source: RefSeq, a predicted model, not a curated record
CGAUCGUUGAAUGGGAUUGUGAUUGUGCUUGCUAGAUUGAAGUAGUUGAAGAGUCGCCUUUCAAUUUGGCUUAUCGGCUGUAUAGGUCCUCUUCUUUCAGGUUAGUUUUCCUUCUCUUGGUGAGCACAUAAGAUAAUUACACUGGAAGUAAGUGAAAAUUAUGAAUCCUUCGAACGGAGCUGUCAAAGCCGUGGGAAGAGGGCGAGGUCCUUGGCGCCCUGAUCAGGAAGUUCAUGAGCUCCGUCGUCCGCAAAUGCCUUCGGUUCAGUCCGAGUCAUCGAGUUCUAGCACAACGCUCAAAGAUGAGACAUUAGAUCCAUUGGCUGUUGCCUUUCAAUCUAAAUUGUCUGUCAAUGCCAAAGAGUUUGUCCCAAAGGGUUUUACGUGUACUUUACCUGCCAACACUCAGGCACUCUCUCCUUAUGAAAGCGAGAAAGAUGAACAACAAUCUGUUUAUGAAGAGGACUCUGAUGUAUCUUUUGAGGAGUGGCUUUAUCAAUAUGUGACUGAUGUAAUAAGAAAUAUAACACUUAAUCCUGGUCAAUUUGACCCUUUGUCAAGGGCGUUGAUGGAUGAACUAAGACCUAUAUUUGGUGAAGAAGAGGCGGUUGAAAGUAUUGUUUCACUAAUCAUUGACCAGGCAAUUAAAGAGCCCAAUUUUAGGUACAGUGGUGCAAGGCUUUGCAAUUUAAUUAACAAGUACUCAUCAAGCAAGCAGAGUUCAAUGUUUCGAAGAAUUUUGUUAACAAAGUUAAAUGGAGAGCACGAAAAAAUUGAAGAUAACAUGGAAAACAAUCCGGAUAAAGUUUAUGGUUUCCUUUAUUUUUUGGGAGAGCUCUAUAUUCAACUUGAGCUUCAUAAAGGAGUUAGAAUAACUAUUUUAGGUGAUGGAUUAAUCUUAGCCUUGAAAAUUUUAAUUCAAAUCCCCCAAAUUGAAAAUAUUAAACAUAGCUGUGCCGUUCUGAAGUUGACUGGAUAUAUGCUUGAUUGUGAUCAACGAGAAGUGAUGAAUGAAUUGUUCGUUGAGUUUGAUAAAUUGCUCUUGGAUGAAAGAGCUGGAACACGUGCCAAAGAUAUUGUUAGUAAUCUUUUAAAGUUACGAAGCAAUAAUUGGGGUCAUGUUCCAAGUUCUGUGAUCCCUCCAAAGCAAUCAAGACAUGUAGAUGCUGAACCGACUUGGAAUGCUGACGGAAUAUAUUAUGGCCCUGACCACCUUGCUCUGACUGCCGAAGAAUAUAAAUUUUUGGAUGACAGUUGUGGCAAAGAAGAAACUGUCUCUUCUAGCGAUGAUGCAACUGUAUGGGAUCCAGAAGCGAAUGAAAAUGAAAAUGCAGAAAUCGCUGCUGCAUUUCAGGAGUUUGUUAAUCAAAAGCACAAGCCUUGAAAAUUUGAUUGGAAAGAAGGUGAAGUAAGACAUGUGCUCAACAAAUUAACUGAAUUACCAACAUCAGUUUUACACUUGUUAUAUAUUGUGAAAUCAAAUUGUUGGCUGUGAGAGUGUUAGGAACAUUACAUAGUUGUUUGAAAUCUAGCAUGCUAUUGAACUGGAAUUGUAAUUUUUUGUAUUUUUGUUUUAUUUGAGUAUGACAGAUUAUUGUUAAAGCAAUCAAAAAUAAUAUCCCUUUUAUGUAAGAAACAGAUUAGGUUUUUUGAGUUUAAAAAAUUUCUUUAUUUCUUCUGAACAGCAUUGUUUACAUCUUAAUUUUCUGUAUUGAUUCUUCAUUCAUCUGAAACCACCCUUGAAAGGAUGGCCUGACAAGUAGCGCGACCACCGGCUGGCCUGUCCGGUUGCCUUUUUUGUUUUUCGAGUGCCAAGGAAGUGUUUUCAAAUGUGCAAAUGUGUAGUUUGAACUCACUCUGUUAGGUGGAAAGACGCUAACCAAAUAUGGUAAACGUAUUGCGCUCGACAUGACAGACAGUAAGGCCACCUAACAAAGUUGAUUUUGUCAAUCUUCAAUUAAUAAAGCUACAUAAGAGAAGUGAUCAUAUGUAAUAAUUUAUGUAGGUGGGGGAAUUUAUGUAUUUACCUUAGUUAAGUUAUAUCGUAGUAGCAGCUGCAUCACGUUCAUGUUGUGGCCUUAGCUCGUAUGUAUCCAGACGUAGUAUAAAAUAAUUUUUUUAUGCUUAUUUUUUUUAUUUGUCUUUAGUGCUUGCUGUACAUUUAUUCUUUUAUGGUAUGAUAGAAAUUGAAAUAAAAUUAAUUUUAUAUGUAGAAA